Molecule: messenger RNA, 444 nt
Organism: Eruca vesicaria subsp. sativa (arugula)
Lineage: Eukaryota; Viridiplantae; Streptophyta; Magnoliopsida; Brassicales; Brassicaceae
Source: the annotation of a GenBank genome assembly
AUGACUACAAAACUCAUUGUCCUCUUCACGCUCUUGCUUCUUACACUAACACUCUCCCACUCACACCCGACCGGACCCGAAUCUGUCUCGGACCAGCUCAAAAAAACUCCAAAGGGAUAUGGAUCAGGAGGAUACUUUGGGCCCGGAACCGGAUCAGUACCAGGAACCGGUUUUGGAUUACCGGGUUUCACUGGUAAGGAUUGGGGAAACAUUGGUGGUGGGUACGGUGGUGGUUAUGGCGGACCUAGCGGUGGAUACAACAAAGGAGGUGUGGUGAGACCAACAGUGGUGUGUAAAGAGAAAGGUCCUUGCUACAUGAAGAAGCUGAGGUGUCCGGCCAAAUGCUUCAAGUCUUUUAGCCGCUCUGGCAAAGGAUACGGUGGUGGUGGUGGGGGAGGUGGCUGUACAAUCGACUGUAAGAAGAAAUGUGUGGCUUAUUGUUGA